ACAGCGCAGUGCGCGGAGCGCAUUGUGGCGAUGGUGGAGGAGGCGAAGCGCCGCUCCGGGACCGACCGCGCGGUGCCGCUGCGCUCCCUGGGUUUGGCUCUGAGCGGAGGGGCGGAGGAGGGCGCCGUUACUGCUCUGCUGGAGGAGCUGCGCCGGCGCUGCCCGGAGCUCAGCCGCGCUUACAGCGUCUGCAGCGACGCCGCGGGAGCCAUGGCCACGGCCUGCAGCUCCGGUGGCAUAGUGCUGAUCGCCGGCACGGGGUCCAACUGCCAACUGCUCAACCCCGACGGCACGGAGAGCAGCUGUGGGGGUUGGGGCCACAUGCUGGGCGACGAGGGCUCAGCCUAUUGGAUCGCACAGCGGGCGGUGAAGGCGGUGUUCGACAGCAUGGAUAACAUGGAGGUGUCGCCGCACGACAUCGCCUACGUCAGGGAGGCCAUGUGCCGCCACUUCCGGAUCUCCAACCGUAUGGGGCUGCUGCCCCACCUCUACGGCUCCUUCCAGAAGGCCGACUUUGCGGGGUUCUGCCUGAAGGUGGCGGAGGGUGCCCGGGCUGGGGACGCGCUGUGCCGCCACGUCUUCACGCAGGCCGGGCAGGCGCUGGCGCGCCAUGUGCUCGCUGUGCUGCCCCGCGUGGACCAGAGCCUGUUCCGGGGGGAGCUGGGGCUCCCCAUCGUCUGCGUGGGCUCCGUGUGGAAGAGCUGGGAGCUGAUGAGAGAGGGCUUCGUGCAGGCGUUGGUUGGAGGCCGGGGGGGGGAAAUCGGGGGGGUCUUCUCCCACUUCAGCCUCCUGAGGUUGAAGCACUCAUCGGCGCUGGGGGGGGCCAGCCUGGGGGCCCGGCAUGUGGGGCACACGUUGCCAUUGGACUACAGCAACAACGCCGAUGUCUUCUACACACAUCACUUCUAAAGUGGGGGGGGGAAGAGGGGGGGUGUGGGGCACACGGCCCCCCCCCCCCCCCCCCCCCCUGGUGUGGUUUUGGCUGAACUGUGUCUCAUUUGGGUCAUAAAAGGUGCUAUUUUGUGCUGAG
This is a messenger RNA of Gallus gallus (chicken), 1030 nucleotides long. Its product is annotated as N-acetyl-D-glucosamine kinase-like. NCBI's taxonomy places the organism in Eukaryota, Metazoa, Chordata, Aves, Galliformes, Phasianidae. The transcript is spliced from 8 exons. The coding region runs from base 31 to 909 and encodes 292 amino acids. The record is from RefSeq and is a predicted model, not a curated record. Gene Ontology annotation, molecular function: N-acetylglucosamine kinase activity.